Messenger RNA from Neogale vison (American mink), 1875 nucleotides. RefSeq lists its product as uncharacterized. Gene Ontology annotation, molecular function: structural constituent of chromatin; DNA binding; protein heterodimerization activity. NCBI's taxonomy places the organism in Eukaryota, Metazoa, Chordata, Mammalia, Carnivora, Mustelidae. The transcript is spliced from 7 exons. The record is from RefSeq and is a predicted model, not a curated record. Gene Ontology annotation, cellular component: nucleosome. The coding region runs from base 1 to 1428 and encodes 475 amino acids.
AUGGCUCGCACGAAGCAGACGGCCCGCAAGUCGACCGGUGGCAAGGCCCCGCGCAAGCAGCUGGCCACCAAGGCGGCCCGCAAGAGCGCGCCGGCCACGGGCGGCGUGAAGAAGCCGCACCGCUACCGGCCGGGCACCGUGGCCCUGCGGGAGAUCCGGCGCUACCAGAAGUCCACCGAGCUGCUGAUCCGCAAGCUGCCGUUCCAGCGGCUGGUGCGCGAGAUCGCGCAGGACUUCAAGACGGACCUGCGCUUCCAGAGCUCGGCGGUCAUGGCGCUGCAGGAGGCGAGCGAGGCCUACCUGGUGGGGCUGUUCGAGGACACGAACCUGUGCGCCAUCCACGCCAAGCGCGUCACCAUCAUGCCCAAGGACAUCCAGCUGGCGCGCCGCAUCCGCGGGGAGCGGGAUAAGUCCUAUCUUCUAUCUCUAAGACGGAAUUGGGGUCGCAGGGACAGGCUGGAACGUGACUGCGGAAGUGGAAGUGCAAUCUCUGGAGUGGGAGAGUUCUGCCGACCCCCCUCCACAGAGCUCUACAGGUCUGAGAUGCUACGGAUUUAUCCUGAAUGUUGGCUGGUUGAUGACUGGACUUCAGUGCUCUUGUACCUUUUGGGUGACUGCGUCCCGGAUGACGUUCUCCAAGAACACCUUCAGCACACCCCGAGUCUCCUCAUAGAUGAGGCCGGAGAUCCGCUUGACGCCUCCACGCCGAGCAAGGCGCCGAAUCGCCGGUUUGGUAAUGCCCUGGAUGUUGUCCCUCAACACCUUGCGGUGGCGCUUGGCACCCCCUUUGCCCAGGCCCUUACCGCCCUUUCCCCUUCCCGACAUAACGACUGCAGCUCGCAAACACAACUUCUGGAAAGAUCCUCUAAAGUCGACCCUUGCUUGCAGCCAGAAAUCGGUGGCAGAAUUGUGUCCCCAUGGAUGCCCCACGUGGAGCUAGCAAAGUUUGCUGAAUUGGGUGUCUCAAGGGGAAAUCUUUUUGAAGAUCAUUACCAGAAACUGCCCUAUGAAAACAUCAUGGCUCGCACGAAGCAGACUGCCCGCAAGUCGACCGGUGGCAAGGCCCCGCGCAAGCAGCUGGCCACCAAGGCGGCCCGCAAGAGCGCGCCGGCCACGGGCGGCGUGAAGAAGCCGCACCGCUACCGGCCGGGCACCGUGGCCCUGCGGGAGAUCCGGCGCUACCAGAAGUCCACCGAGCUGCUGAUCCGCAAGCUGCCGUUCCAGCGGCUGGUGCGCGAGAUCGCGCAAGACUUCAAGACGGACCUGCGCUUCCAGAGCUCGGCGGUCAUGGCGCUGCAGGAGGCGAGCGAGGCCUACCUGGUGGGGCUGUUCGAGGACACGAACCUGUGCGCCAUCCACGCCAAGCGCGUCACCAUCAUGCCCAAGGACAUCCAGCUGGCGCGCCGCAUCCGCGGGGAGCGGGCUUGAGUGAGCGCUCGGCUCGAGCUUCCAUCCUAUUCAAAGGCUCUUUUCAGAGCCACCCACGUUUUCAUGAAGAGCAGCUGUGCAGUUUUUCGCCUGUGGCGGCCUUGGUAUAGCGCACUGGUGCACUGGAUAGAGACUUCAGGGGCAACUCGCACGUGUCGGGUAGUGAGAUCAUAGAAUCAGUGCCUUAGUCGGCUGGCGCACUAGAGGGAACAGCUGAAAUGGUUUAUAGAUCGUUUUUGCCAAUCCUGCUUUUUAGGUGCGGAGUUACUUAAAAGCCGAGUGUCAGAUGCAGAAAUUAAGUGGGAAGGCCGUCAUGUGGGUUUGUGAUAACGGCUGGAAUGGGAAUCUCAGUUUAUCAGCCAGAUUUUACAGUUGGGAGAACUAAACCAGAUGUAAGUCCCUGUUUAAAUACUGAAGCCUUUCCCUGGUAUAUGUGUUUUAAGAAUU